CCCACACACUGGGAUAUUUUUCAAUCGAAACAAAGGCGAGAACGACGUAAAAAGUCAAGGAAGUUGCGUCUCGCGUUUUUUCUGUUGAAAAUUUCGUAGUAAUCAAACUAAUUAUUACGAAAAAACAAAGUACAGUGAAAUAUGAAUACUUGCUCAGCAUGUGUGCAAUAAAGUUUUCCUGAAAAACCUGGUGAAAAUCGAAAAAAAAUUUGAUGCAAAAGUGUUCUCUGCAUAUAACAUACAAGAGUGUGGUGGAUCGAUAGCUCUUUGAAGUUGAAGUAUUUCGAACAAAAAAAAUUACAAUUUUUCUUCAGUAGCGCCGUUGUGUGUGUGGUGUGUGUUUUUUUUUUUUGAAUCGAGAAAAAAAAGUAAAAUUUUGUUUUUCAACUUGUGGGCGCUGGCCUAAAAUAUCAACUUUUACUGAAAAGCAACGUCAUUUCGUUUGGACGUUUCGGACAAUAAUUCCACUCGGAACACCACUUGCCUAGGAUACACCCAAACCAUUUUGAGAGAAAAAAUAGAGGAAAAAUUCAUCCGAAUCCAAUCGGCAAACAAAACUACCAUCCAUAUCGCAUGCACAAGAUGAAUUCGAACCAUUCAAAUUCAAGCCGACGACCAUUUUCGCGGGGUGCAGCACCGCGAAAUAGACAAAGAUUGUAUUCGCAAAAUCCGCAUUCACACAAUGAUAACUACCAGCAGCGAAAUUUCGGACAAUGGUACAAAGAUCCAGAACCGUGUUACUCACAUGGAGCCGGUCCAAGUCAUGGUGACCGGCGUAAUGGAAUGAUGUCGGAUCGACGACAUCUUAUGGGAGCCAUGUCAAUGGAUCGAAUGGAUCGGCUAGACCGUAUGGAUCGUAUGGAUCGCAUGGAUCGUAUGGACAGGCUGGAUCGCAUGGAACGCAUCGAUCGAAUGGACAGAUAUUCACAGUCCAGUCGAAAUGCAGAUAUGCACAAUGACAGAUCCGGGAUGAUGGAUUCGAAUCGUGGCAUGAAUAUUAUGAACAAUCACCGAGACCGGAACAGUCCACAGUACCAUAACGGCCACAACAACAAUAACAACAUUAAUAAUAUGCACUCGAACCAUUCCAAUCAUUCGAAUCAUUCAAGCAAUCAUCAAAAUAAUCACCUCAAUCACUCGAACAGCCAUGCAAAUCAUCAUACACCUAGUCCAUCAUAUUGCCCCGAUAAUGGCAUCAAAUCCGACAGUCCAUCGAGAAAACGACGCCGCGUAUCCCGUGUGCCAAGCCAAUCUCCACCGUCGAUGUGGGAACAAAGACAGUCGCCCAGAAAUCAACAACAGUCUCAGCAAAUGCAGCAGGGCAGUCCAUUGUUACGUCGUGCUAGACUUCGAGACCAACAACAGCGGCCCUGGGAUACAAUGCCGAUUUUCCAGCAAUCUCCUCCACCGCAACAUCAAGCCCCAACUACGCUUAUGGUUGAAAUGAAUCCGGUUCCAGUAAGCUUACCACUGCGACACGAACCAAUAUGGACAUAUCAGCCGCACAUUUCAAUUUCUUCGAUUUGCUCAAAUCAUCCACCACCACCACAUAUGUCACAGUGCCAGGUUCAUGGAAUGUAUUCUCAACCAUUUGCUCAAACUUGUGGAACUGGAGGACAUUACGGCGGCUUUCCAUCCCAACCACCGCAAAUCGUUCCACAGUCACAUCAACCUCACUAUCAACAUGCUCAUAUAGCUCAGCAGGUAUGGCGUCCUGACGGUAUGCUCGAUGGCCUUGACCAUCACGGUCCACCAAUACAUGUGCCCACACUUUCUGCCGCCCACCAUAUGCAUUCCUCGCCACAAAUGGCCCAAGUAUCACCACCGCAACCAAUCUUUAUCUCAACCGAAGGUCGACAAGCACAAAUGGAUCUCAUACGAAAUGCACGCAGAACACUGGCCACACCCCGGCACCGAAAUUAUGCACGAAUCCAUUGGACGGCUACACAUCCACAUGCUCAUCCGCACGCACAUGCUCACCGGCACACAAUUCAGCAUCAACCACAAAUGCCAAUGCAAACGGGAAUAAUAAAUUCGGGAAUUUUGCUUAAUUUCCUUGCCAUGGUUCAAUUGCCGCCAUAUGGACAGCACGAACUCAGUUCACCCGAUUCGAAUGAAACUGAAAAUUACGAGGCAUUGUUGAGCUUAGCGGAACGGCUUGGUGAGGCGAAACCGAGAGGUCUAGCUCGGCCAGAAAUCGAUCAACUUCCAAGCUACAAAUUUAAUGUUGAAACUCAUACAGGCGAUCAAACAUCUUGUGUCGUCUGUAUGUGCGAUUUCGAAGCACGACAGACAUUACGCGUUCUACCAUGCUCGCAUGAAUUCCACGCUAGAUGCGUCGAUAAAUGGUUGCGGUCGAACCGCACGUGUCCAAUAUGCAGAGGAAAUGCAUCAGACUAUUUUAGUUGCAGCAGCAGUGAAGGACGUUAAAAAUAUAAAUGUGGAAAACACAAUUUCGCUUGUUUCUCCCCCAUACACACAAAGAAUGUGAAUAACAAUAAAAUGAAUAAAAGCAGAGAAAGAAAAUUUUCGGUGGAAUGUUUGAUUUCCACAUUAAUCAAAAGAAAUAAAAAAAAGAUUGGCAUUAAUAUCAAAGUAUACGCGCGUUUCAUUUUGCUUUAUUAUUGAUGAAUUUUCAAAAAUAUAACAAAUGCAACAAAACCAAUUUAGUGUUUAAAAAAAAGGAAAAUAAUAAAUUUGAUCGAUGAUCAAUUUAGUCGUAUUAAUUAUAUUUGUCUUGUAAAAUUUAAUCGUUAACUUUACCCCGUAACCCCCGAACUGCAUAUUAUAAUUAAAAAAAAAGAAGAUUUUAGUCAAACGAACUAAAAUUAACAAAAAAAAAAGAAAGAAAAAAUUUAUCUUGUGUGCAACUUUUCCGAUCGCGUUUUUUACACUUCAAAACAAACAACAAAAAUAUUUGUAUAAUAAACUAGAUGAUUAUGUAAUUUACUAUGUAUUAUGUCUGUGUGCGUGUGUAUGUCUUUUAUUCUGCACAAAAAAACAAAACAAAAAUACAAUUUCAGGACUAGAAUGAUCUCACACAUUUUAAUUGUUCAAAAUUAAGAAAUUUUGCGGAGUUAACUACACCAUAGAUAACGGUUAGUCAUCUGCUAUCCACAACAACGUUAACAAUAAGCGAUAUUCUCACAUAUGUGUUCUCCUACUUAACGGGAUGCGUUUGAUCAAAAUGUUGAAGUAGUAGAUGAAGUAACAGAUUUUGUUGCGAUACGCUUGCCAUUUCUGAAAGAUUAACUGAAAUUGAGAUUGCAA
Bradysia coprophila is the source of this 3270-nucleotide messenger RNA. It is a transcript of the gene mura, whose product is annotated as ring finger protein murashka. Gene Ontology annotation, biological process: protein ubiquitination. The record is from RefSeq and is a predicted model, not a curated record. Gene Ontology annotation, molecular function: ubiquitin protein ligase activity. NCBI's taxonomy places the organism in Eukaryota, Metazoa, Arthropoda, Insecta, Diptera, Sciaridae.